Messenger RNA from Bufo bufo (common toad), 3246 nucleotides. It is a transcript of the gene CELF1, whose product is annotated as CUGBP Elav-like family member 1. Lineage: Eukaryota; Metazoa; Chordata; Amphibia; Anura; Bufonidae. The transcript has 16 exons. The record is from RefSeq and is a predicted model, not a curated record. Gene Ontology annotation, cellular component: nucleus; cytoplasm; ribonucleoprotein complex. Bases 182 to 1858 code for a protein of 558 amino acids. Gene Ontology annotation, biological process: regulation of alternative mRNA splicing, via spliceosome; mRNA splice site recognition. Gene Ontology annotation, molecular function: mRNA 3'-UTR binding.
GCCCGCCUGUGGAUCCGCCCGGAAGUGCCGCCAUUUUGGAUCCUCUGCGCGUAGAGAGAAGGCGAGAGGAGCGUGUGACCCGGAGACUGCGUGUGGCACCGUUGUGAAUAUCGGGAUCUCCGGGCCACUGCUUGUCAUUUGAAGAAACAGAGAACGUUAAUGGGGGCUAAUUAGACAGACCAUGGCUUCAUUUAAGCUUGAUUUCCUGCCCGAGAUGAUGGUGGAUCAUUGCUCUCUGAAUUCCAGUCCUGUCUCAAAGAAGAUGAACGGCACCAUGGAUCAUCCAGACCAUCCGGAUCCAGACUCCAUCAAGAUGUUCGUGGGACAGAUUCCUCGCAGCUGGUCCGAGAAGGAGUUGAGGGAGCUGUUUGAGCAGUACGGUGCCGUGUAUGAAAUUAAUGUCCUGCGAGACCGAAGCCAGAACCCUCCGCAGAGUAAAGGGUGCUGCUUUAUUACUUUCUAUACACGUAAGGCUGCAUUAGAAGCACAGAAUGCAUUGCACAAUAUGAAGAUUCUCCCUGGGAUGCAUCAUCCGAUACAGAUGAAGCCGGCUGACAGUGAGAAGAAUAACGGUAUGUCACCUAGUUCUCGGAAAGACGUCCCUGGGCUUUUCAUACAUUCAGGCCAAUUAAAGUGUCAGCCACACUUUAGUUACUCUUCCUUCCUGUGUGAAGCCAACUCUGUUGAAGACAGAAAGUUGUUUAUUGGCAUGGUCUCCAAGAAGUGUAAUGAGAACGAUAUCCGGGUCUUGUUCUCUCAGUUUGGGCAGAUAGAGGAAAGCAGAAUUCUGCGGGGACCUGAUGGGUUGAGCAGAGGCUGUGCAUUCAUCACAUUCACCACCAGAUCUAUGGCACAGAAUGCAAUCAAAUCCAUGCACCAAGCACAAACCAUGGAGGGUUGUUCCUCCCCAAUCGUUGUCAAGUUUGCAGACACCCAGAAAGACAAAGAACAGAAACGAAUGACACAACAACUCCAGCAACAGAUGCAGCAGAUUAAUGCAGCCUCUGUGUGGGGGAACCUUGCCGGGCUCAACAGUCUAGCACCACAAUACUUAGCACUUUAUUUGCAGCUCCUCCAGCAGACAGCCUCCUCCAGCAACCUCAACUCCCUAGGUGGCCUCCAUACCAUGGGAGGUGAGUACUCCAUGGGGAGAACAUCAGGACUCAGUGCCAUGCAGAUACAGAACUUGGCAGCUCUAGCAGCAGCUGCCAGCGUUACACAGAACCCAACAAGCGCAGGCUCGGCACUCACUACAUCCAGCAGUCCCCUCAGCAUCUUGACCAGUUCUGGUUCAUCCCCUAGUUCAAAUAACAGUUCAUCAGUCAACCCCAUGGCAUCUCUCGGAGCUCUGCAGACCUUAGCCGGGGCCACUGGAGGGCUCAAUGUUAGUUCUUUAGCAGGUAUGGCUGCUUUAAAUGGUGGUCUGGGCAGCAGCGGUCUCUCAAACGGCACUGGCAGCACAAUGGAAGCCCUGAGCCAAGCUUACUCUGGAAUCCAGCAGUAUGCAGCAGCGGCAUUGCCCUCACUCUACAACCAGAGCCUGUUAUCGCAGCAGGGCCUGGUUGCUGCAGGCAGUCAAAAGGAAGGCCCAGAGGGAGCAAACCUCUUUAUAUACCACUUGCCACAGGAGUUCGGUGACCAAGACAUCCUGCAGAUGUUCAUGCCAUUUGGAAAUGUUGUGUCUGCCAAAGUUUUCAUUGACAAACAAACGAACCUCAGCAAAUGUUUUGGUUUCGUAAGCUAUGACAAUCCAGUUUCCGCUCAGGCUGCUAUCCAGUCCAUGAACGGCUUUCAGAUCGGAAUGAAACGUCUAAAAGUUCAACUAAAGCGCUCCAAGAACGACAGCAAACCCUACUGAACUGUACUGCCCUGGGAAGUGAGCGAAAAGGAUGUUCUGAUCCCUUCCUGCCAUUUGUCCAUCAUUGUGCCUCUAAAGCAUGUCGGUGUGGCGUUCAAGUUCAUCGUCCAAAUCCUUGUUUCUUCAGCUUCUUUGAUGCUUGAACUCUCACCUCUGAACUUGUGUUUUUGACUUUUUUUUUUUUUUUUUAUGCUAAUGUGUUGUAUUUUUUACCAUGUUGUGUUUUUUGUUUUGUUUUUUCCCUGUUUUUCUUUGUGUGUUGCCAAAUUGGCUUUGCUACAAAGACCAUGAAGAGGGACACAAUAUUUAAAAAAAAAAAAAAGAGAAAAAAAAUCUUGCAUUUGAUUAUUAAAAAGCAAAGAAUUAUAUAAAUCUAUUUUUCUAGAAAUUCAUAAAGUAACCACUUAAUUUUUUUUUCGGAUUAUACUUGGUGCCUAAUCUUUUGAGCAGGCCUAGCUGGCACACUGUUUAGUACAUUGUCCUUUUCGUUGCGUUUCUACCAACCAAAUUCAGUCUGUAUCUCCUCUCGACUGGUGUUAUGUUGGGGGGAGGUUAUUUAUUUGUCUUUUUUUUAAUUUUACCAAAAUUUUGGAAUCGGAAAAGCGGUCACUUUUUGCUGCCUGCCAGUGGCUUAUUUUUGUGUAUUGACCCCCCCCCCCCCCCCCCCCCCCCCCCCACCUUAUAUCAUAGCCAUCUGUGUAUUGUGUAGUGUUGCUGGCGCUCCCCGAAUUUUGGGUUCUGCACAGCUGAUUUCAGCCUAUAACAUGAACCAUUCAGGGAGCAGCAUCUUAUUUUUUUUAAGGAGCCGUGUCUGCAGCAGAAUGUGACUGUUUUUGUUGUUUUUGUUUUUUCUUUCAUUCAGUGGAUUGUGCCAAAAAUUACAUAUAUAAUAUUUCUGCCUUGUCCUUUGUCCGUUUUUCUUCACCGCUCAGCUAUUUCAAUAACCACCCCUCCCACGUGGGGCUGGCUGAGCUGAUUUAGUUCUGUGUUUUAGAGGUAAAAGUGCAAAGCAGGGGUGUAAAAUAUAUAUAUAUUUUUUUUUUUUAGGAAAAAGUUUGUUUAGCCGCAUCCUUUUUAAUUCGUUUUCUUCGAUGUUUGUUAAAUGUGCAGUACAAGGUAUCUCCGCUGUGUGUUCAGGCUGCACUGCGGCUUCUUGCCCCUAACUUGCAGGGUAAUCGCGCUGUCUAAGACAGCAUGGCGUUUUGUGGUUGGCACCGUAAACGUGACGCAAUUGGUCAUCGAUACAGGGCAGUGCUAACACUAAGGCCCCUUACACGCGGGCGUCACGGAUUUUGUCCGGAUGCGUUGCGGGAAACCCGCGCGAGUGCAUAUGCAAUUUCAGUCCGUUUUUUUUCGUGUGAGUGCAAAGCGUUUUAAUGCUUUUUGCA